CUCCGACGUCCGCACGAAGCGCUCCCUCGCGAUCGCUCCGGAAAUCUCUCGCAACUCGCAAAUCGCUCACCUGUUUCGAAAAUCGCCGAAACUGGCGACGAAAUGUAGCAAUUCCACAUUUCCGGUUCUACCGUCGACACGCUUCCGGGUGAAAUUCACGACAGGCCGACUCUGUUUUUUGAUAGUUUUUCGAAAAAGCGGACGAAUCGAAGAGAGCGCGAAAUAAUUAGAUGUUUCGCAAUAGCAACAAUGACGGAUUCUGAAUGUGGAUUGUGGAUGUGCGAUGAUUUUGGUGUACCAUGAUUUUUCAUUUUUGUAGAAAAAAUAGAGGAAUUCCGAAAAAUGGUUGUUUUAACAUUUUGCAGUUUGGAGUAUUGAUCUAACCGGAAAUAGAUGAAUUAAAGGAUGUGGUGGUUUGUGCUAUCCCUGGUGUGGUGGUGCGGCUCAUCAGCCAUCCCGUCUACAGGGCCGGACUUGUGGAAGUGUCCUGAAAUUGAUUCCCAACCUGUAGUAGAAUGUAGCUGCGACAUGCCCCAUACGUUGAGAUGUAUAGGUGAUAAGACAGCCAUGAAGAUCAUAGGUCAAACGUUAAGAGCCAAAGCAUCAGAUUCGGUAUCACUCCUAGACUGCACGAUCCAGAACGUAACAUCGAUCACCGAACCAAUUCUGGAGGGAAUAGCCCUCCACGGACUGGUUAUUUCUUCGGGAGAACUGCGAAAAAUCGACAAGCGAGCCUUCGAGAAACUAGCCUCGCCGCUGCAAGCCUUAGGACUGCCGAACAACCAACUGUCGAAUGUACCGACGAUUGCAUUACAAUCGCUUCCAGAACUGGACAGGCUGGAUCUUUCUGGGAAUAAGCUGGAACAUUUGGACAUGAGUUCCUUUGAGGGUUUACGAAAUCUAUCAUUCAUAGAUUUGAGCGAUAACCUCGUCACAAGAAUAACGCCAGACGCCUUCGAUGACUUACCUCAACUCAGAAUCCUUCGACUUAGAGCCAACCAAAUAACAAUAUCAACAAUCGCAAGACUGAAUCCUCUACCAACUAUAGAAGAUCUGGAUUUAUCCGAAAAUGCUUUAAUAGGCCCACUAGGGCCGGGCACUUUCUCCAAAAUGACAUAUUUGAAGGAUCUGCAACUAUCGCACAAUGCCUUGAGUAGCAUCAAAAUGGGUUCAUUGCAAGGAUUAACCAGUUUAACGUCUCUUAGAUUGCAACAUAACCAAAUAGACGUCAUUGAAGACCACGCGUUCAGCCAUUUAACAUCUUUGCAGACUCUGGAGUUGGCACACAACAGAAUUGUAGCGGUAUCCGGUGCAUCUUUAGCGCAUUUACAGAAAUUAAUGAUUUUAGAUUUGCGACACAACUUUUUGAGAGCUUUAACGGCAGAUCUUAUCCAACCAUUGAGGAGUUUAAAGACUUUGAAAUUGGACGAGAAUGAUAUAUCUAUUGUAGCUAGUGAUGCUUUUAAACCUACAACAGAACUACAACACUUUACACUAUCAGAAAAUCCUUUAAAUUGCGAUUGUAGCUUAAGUGAAUUUGCGCAAUGGUUAACGAAUUCUAGUCUUAGUAAGGAAGAUAAAUCUACAGCUGUGUGUACCACUCCUCCACAUUUGGAAAAUGGUUUGCUCAUUGAAAUGCCCACAUACAAUUUAAUUUGUGGUGAUGAAGAUGAUACUAUAGUUGCGCCUUUAUCUUCACCUUUUAAAGCAAGAAUUAAUCUAAAAGAUUUCGACUAUGACGGUGAUGAGAUAAAGUUAUCUUGGAGUAUUGAAGAUGAUUUCACCUCUUAUACAUGCGACGCUAUUUUUAUUUACGAAGAGGAAGGUCCCAACGAAGUUUUGGUGGAAUCUAAUCCAGUAAAAUGCAAUUCUUCUGAGUUAGUGGACCCAAAAACGUUGUACGUUACAAUUCCUGAUGUAGUACAGCUGCAGCAAGACCACAGUUACAGGUACUGCAUUGUGUUACUCGAAGCGAUACAAGCUGAUGAUGUUUCUUUGAUAUUAGGCUGUUCGGAUAUAUUGCCUUUGAUUAAAAACGUUAAAAUCCAACCAAGUACUAUUAACUACGUUGUGAAAACGCCUAAAAUUAUAUCGGUUCUAGCAAACUUAACGUCUUCUGGAGUAUUAUCCAUAGACGUGAAUGUGUAUCCGAUUGCUAAUUGUGAAUUAAACGUGGCGAUUUUAGAACAAAGUGCUUUAUUAUCGCAAAGAACAAUAAACUGCAGUAACCCCAAGUACAGUUUCUUGGGGUUGAACACUGGACCUUACAGGGUCUGCGCUAACGUUGUAUCUUCUAGUCCUUCUAUAGAUAUUAACAAAUCAAAAUGUGUGACGGUGUUUAGAGCCGCCGCCAGCGGGUUUACCAAUCUCGACGUAGCUUUCGUGUCAAUAUUUUUGGUUUUGUGCGUGAUGGUUAUCGGUUUGGUUUGGGGCGUAAAGAAAAUUUUAAUGAGACCUAAAAUGCAGACGCAUCAGUGCUUUUUGCCGCCUGAUUGCGACGAUCAUGUCCAACAUAAUCGGUAUGUUAAGCUGCAAGCUACUACUAAGCUUUAAAAUUGUUAUGUUUUGUUUAAAUGUGCCAUAAUAAAUUCUAUUUUUUUUUUGUUUUUUGUUAAAUUUAAUCUCGGGAAUUUCAGAUAAAGAGCGAUGUGCUAAUGUCGAUGAAAAAACGUUUUUUCUUAAGCAGAGUUUUAAAUUAUCCAAUGUAGUCACUUUUUGGCAGAUUCUAGGAGAAAUUAGACAUAUUCUUUGUAGUUUUUAACCAAUUUUACUUUAAUUAGUAUGCUACAGAAUAUACACUAAUAAAGAAGACUCUCUAAUUUAGGGAUUAGUUUUCCUAGUGUAUUAACUGACAGAAACUUCAACUGUCAUUCAAAUUUUGACCAUAGCGACAUCAAAGGUGCCUACAUAAGCCUUCGCUUCUGUAUCAGUGUAUAUUCUGUAGAAUUACUGAGUAAAUAACAAAUAAUUUUGUUUUUGAUCGAAAAAACAAGGUUUAGUUGCUUAAAGCAGAAGAAAAUGGUUAAGGUACACGGAAAAAAGAAUUAAAAAUAGUAGGAGUUUGUAUUUAUUAAUGUAAAUGCAGAGUUGACGUUUUGAGGGCCCGAUUUUAAUAAUACGAUGAUCAACUGAUGCCAACUGAAAAGAAAUUAAUAUUAAUUUGCAAUUUCAGUAGAAUAUUCUAUACAAAACAGUGUAUAUUAUUGAACUUCUUGACACCUAAGACAAUUGACAACUUCAAUAUUGUUAAAUUAAUGUGACAAAUUACUGAACAGUAAAAAGUUAACCUCGUUCUGAGCCAACGACUAUUACUCGUUGAUCUUGACCAACGUUGCAACGCAAUAUUAUUCAUGAGUGCAAAAUCCUAUUAUUUAUGUCAAAUUUAGAGGAAAAUGUACUAAACAAAAUUUCCAAGUUUAUUUUAUAUUGAAUGUGUAAAAAUAUAGAAUUUGUAUAUGUAAAUAGAUAUAGUAAAAACAUGUCAAUUGCAAAUUAUGCCUAAAUCAAAUCAUGAUUGAGGUCUAAGAAAAGCGGUGCUAAAUUGUUUUCUAUAUAUGUUACUUAUUGCAUAGAGCUAAUUUCCAUUUAAAAAAAUCAUUUCCUACAAACUUUUUCUAAAUUUGGUAAUCUAUAAGAUUUAAGUCUGGUAAACUUUGAGGUUGGUUUGUUUAUGAUAGAGAACAGUUCGUUUUUGGAAAUAUUUUAUAUUUACACGCACCUAUGUACCUAUAUUGUGUUAUUAUGUAAAUAAUUAUUAUUUUUGAAUUAACGUUUACUGAUAAUAGUAUUAAAAUCAUGUUUAUAUUAAUAUUUAAUUAAUUCCGACUGAUUUUUCGAAUGUAGAUAUUAUAUACUUACUUUCUUAUAUACAUGUUUACACUUACUAAUGCUUGUUUUAUUUUGUUAAAAUUGUUAUUGGUAUUCCGCACUACCCUGUGCCUGUGAAAAAUAAAAAGUACCUGCUUGAUUGAAACAG
Psylliodes chrysocephalus is the source of this 3976-nucleotide messenger RNA. The record is from the annotation of a GenBank genome assembly. NCBI's taxonomy places the organism in Eukaryota, Metazoa, Arthropoda, Insecta, Coleoptera, Chrysomelidae.